This is a messenger RNA of Drosophila erecta, 2169 nucleotides long. RefSeq lists its product as uncharacterized. Gene Ontology annotation, cellular component: membrane. Lineage: Eukaryota; Metazoa; Arthropoda; Insecta; Diptera; Drosophilidae. The transcript is spliced from 3 exons. Bases 956 to 1402 code for a protein of 148 amino acids. The record is from RefSeq and is a predicted model, not a curated record.
UUUAAUUUGGGUGGCUCGCAGUUCCAUUUGCACUCGGAUUUGUGCUGCGAUUCAUCCGCGUCGUAACUUAAUCAAUUAGCCUGCCAUAGCGAUUAAAAUAACGAGAAGCGAUUCGCCCAUAGCCGAUAACAAAUGCAAUUUGAAUGAUGCUGGCUCUAAGAUAGAGAUGGAAAAUCGAAUGCACAGUGGUAGGGGCCCAACCUCCACUGCAUUUCAAAUCCAAAGGUAAUGCCACUCAUAAAAGCUCGGCACAUCACACGAAUGGAAAGCUUACCGUUACCCAGUAACCGUCACCUUGCCUGGUGAAUAUAUAUUUAGUAUAUCCCUGGAGGUCAGUGAGUCACACUGUGUUCUCACCCCUUAGCACCCCCAACGAAAAUUAGUAUAUUGUAACGAAGAAGUGUGGCUCACGCAUUCAAAAUCGCCACUCAACUGAACUUCACGAGUGCGACAGACCCCAAAAAUCCACAGUAAUUGAGACGACACUAUAUAUAUAUAUGGCAUAUUCAUUUAUGGGAAAUAAAAAAAUAAAUAAAUUUGUCUUAAAGUGCCUAAUCCUGCCCUAUAAACACAGACAGCCAAUCUGCUCCUAAACAUGUGUAAAUUCAUUAAAGUAUCCAAUACACUUAUUGAUCACUCCCGCCCCACUGUGCCAUGUGUUGCUCCUACCCCUCUCUCUCUCUCGCUCUCCCUCUCUCUCUCUCUCGCGCGCGCUCCCAAUUGUUGUUUUAUUCGCCGAGUGUGGCGAUGGGAGAAUUCUGAGUGUUUGCGAGCAGUGUUGUUUGUAUUACUUCAGUGGCAUUCAGUGCGUGCUGGCGAGCGCAAUAUGAAUUAGUCAGCGGCGCUGUGCUAAGUUCGCUAUAUCGGCUGUAUUCCGGGUGUAUUUGCUGGAUUCAGAGGCAUCUUUCCGGCUGGAGAGUCCGGACCCACUGGAAAUCUAUCUGUAUCUGCCACGAUGUCGCUCACGGGAACCCAGGACUACGAUCGCAAGUACCUGCUCAGCAUGCCGGGCCUGUGCAAGCUGGCCUGUUUGCUGUGCAGCUUUGUUGGAAUGCUGUGCAUCAUCUGCGGACCGGUGCGCGUGAGCAACUUCCGCGGCAGCUUCUACCUGGCGGUGGUCUCCAUCGGAUUCGUGGCCACCGGCUGCCUGCUCCUGGCCAGGUACCUCCGCCUGUGGCAGCGCCAGUUCUGCCGCUGCGAUCCCACGCUCUGGUCCCUGGCGGUGCACUCCUCAUUGGCCCUGGCCUACUUCACUGCCUCCGGACUCGUCCUCUCCCUGGACAUUGGCGCCUACACGGCGGCGGCGUUCUUCGGGCUGACUGCAUUCUGCAUUAACGGACUGGAGGCCUAUGGAAACUACAGGCGCAGUCGCCAGCGGGAGGUGGCCACCCAAACGAUUUAGACUUGGCUCGAACCCAGCUUUUGGUGGCUCUUACUACUUUAGGCUUACUGUGUGUGUUUGUGAGAGAGCGAGUAUCUGUGUGCGGACGCGUAUCUGUGAGCGCGUGUGCGUGUGUGUUGUGUGCGAGUUUGAGAGAGCGAAUAUCGCUUGCGUUUGCUGGGAGCAUUUAAGUCUGAAGUUGGAAUUGUGGCAAGCUUUUGUCGCGGGAACAGUUACCGUAUGUGUUAUCUAAUAGUCGCUAGAUAUAGGUCGCGAAGGGAAGAAGAUAAAGCCAGUCGAUCGGAGCAAUAACCUAGAUAUAAUAGCGAGCAGAGGGCGAGAGAAGCUACUAACAAGAGAGCGAAUUCCAAAGAUAUAGUUCUAUUGUGCCUUCUGGCUCUGCUUCUUCCCUUCUUCUGAUAACUGGCUAACAAAGCGUGCAUAUGUAUACAUACAUACAGCAUAUAUGUAUAUAAUAUAUAUACAUAUAUAUCUGUACAGAUUUUUUUUUACCUUUAUUAAGUAAAUUAUAUUUGUGUGUCACAAUUUAAUAUUAACUGAAGUAGUUAGUUUAAUAUCGAUCCGCACAAUGCUUUUCAUGACCACUGAACUGUUGUAUUUAUAAACUUAUCAAUGUUUUGUAUUGGAAAAAUAAAACAUACAUAAUGAGUAAAUGCCAUGAGUAAUUGGUAUUUUAAUGACGACAGUGCAUAUGAUUAAGUGAAUUUGAAUAGCAAUUGUUUAAUAAAGAGCUGAUCGUGCAAACGAAUAUUCUCAAAAGGUACGAG